GCAAUGGGGGAGACGAACUCAAAAGUGGCCUUCGAAAUUUGUGUGGUAACUGAAGACUACCUUGGCAGCAACCUUGGGCCCGGAAUCAACAUGGUCAUGUUUGACAACAAAAAUGUACAAUCACCGAUAAUUGCCCUUGACUAUAUUUUUCAAAAUGAAGUGGAUUACCAUCAGGCGAAGUUCACGAUUGAUCUCCAGCCAUGGAGCAGGCUCAAGGCCUUCGGACGGCUGCAUCACAUCGAGUUCUGGCGGACGGACGCGACCGGGGGCGCUUUUGUGCCUGCCUGGUUCCUAGAUCGCGUGGUUGUCCGCGAUCGCCGAUUCGGCCUCACCGGAGAAUGGGACUACUUCUUUUUCCCCGUGCACGAUUGGAUCGUGCCGGAGGCGCAGUAUGUCAUCCACGAUUGCGAGACCUUUCUGCCCCAAGAGGAGCCUUUUCCGGACCUGCGGGACGCGCAGCUGGCUCGGCGCCAGCAACUCCUCAACUUCAUGCAGCGCGCCAAGGGACUGCCAGUGGAGGUAAGCGGGCUGUCGAGGCAACGCGCCGCCAAAAUUGGGAACCAAACCCGAUUACGCUACAUUAUGGAAGUGCCAACCACAGAACUCUUCUCCUACGACUCGCGAUGGGACAUUGAGGACAUCGUGCUGGAACUCAUCGAUCGAGUGGGUCUCUCGCACGACUACGGCAGCGAGGAGCCCUGGGACUCACUCGACUCCAUAGGCAGCCUCUACAAACGCCACAACAUCACUGAACCGUUGAGCCUUUCCUAUUGGAUGAUGAAUGAUAUCGCAUUUGGAGCUCAACGCGUGAAAGGAUGCAAUCCCUUCGUAAUCAGGCUGUGCUCGGGACUCCCUGAAAGUAUGGCUAGUCUGCGUGACUGGAUUAAGCCUCACCUUGAAGGCUGGACCAUUCAGCAGACGCUGGUUGCCAAGCGUCUCUACGUGGUCGACUACUCGAUCAUGCGUGGUCUGCACUGUCGUCAAGGCCGACUCAUGUCUGCCCCGCUGGCGCUCUUUUUCUACACCGAGAAACGCCAGCUCCAGCCCCUCGCCAUCCACCUGGACCCCUCCUCUAUGGACGAGAGACUCCUCUUCCGCUGCACGGACAGAAUUGAGGACUGGUUACAGGCGAAAUUGUGGUUCAACUUGGCCGACUCCUGUCACCACCUGGUUGCCGGCCGGCUGCUAAACCACCUCAUCCUCGAGGGUAUAUACGUCUCGUUGCGACGCAACCUCGCCCAAUCACAUCCCAUCUACCAACUCCUGGCGCCCCACUUCCGCAGCCUACUGGCUGUCAACAGCAAAAUCAAAGAGUGGAUGCUCGAUCGCGGCUGGAUUGCGCGCAACAUCCAACUCACCCGAAAAGGCAUCAAACAGCUUCUCAAGCGGGCCUUCAAACAGUGGCGCUUCGAUGUGCAGGCGAACGUCUACGCAGAAGCCGAAAGUCGUGGAGGCCUUGGCAACUACCCAUAUCGUGACGACGCAUUUAUUGUCUACAGCAUUUUGGACAAGUUUGUGACCAAGUUCUUGCGCAUAUUCUACACACGCGGGUCGGUUGAUUUAUUGGAGGACGUGGAGCUACAGACGUGGCGUAACGAGCUGGCUGAUCCCAUGGAGGACGGUGGCCUGGGCAUUGAAGGCAUUCCGCUGGGAAAAGCUAGGGUCCGCAACGGUGUCGUGUACCCCGUGGGUGGAAACGUGCUCUCCUCCAAUGGCAGCUCACUCAGCGGUGCUUCCAGUGCCAGCAGUGGCGAGUACGUUUUCGGCUUGACCACCCUGGAAGAGACCAAAUCCUUCAUUCUGGGCAUCCUGCACCUCCUCGUGAUUGUCAGCGGAUCGGCGCUGCGUUUGCCCAUGUUCGAUGAGUACGGAUUUGUGGCGCACUACCCACUCAGUUUGUUCGGGGAGCUACCGAUGAGACAAAAUGAAACCGAUAAGCGGAGCACCCUAGACAGUUGGAAUAGCCGCGCAAGUGGUUUGCGCUCUUUCUCUGGCUACGACAAGACCAUUGCUGCCUUGCCCAACCGUCGAAUGACCGUCGAGAUGGUGCUAUUCACGCGUGUCGCCAGUCGCAUUCAAAUGUCCAACCUCGGCAACUACGACUCCAACUUCAUUGUCGACCCGCGCGCCGUGCCCCUGCUAGAGGAAUUUCAGAAUAACCUGAAAGCAGCAAGUGACCAAAUCGCCGCAAACAAUCGUCUUCGUGACCUUCACCACAAGUAUUUCGCCCUUGACCCUGCCGUUAUGCCCAAUUAUCCGGGAGUUUAA
Mesocestoides corti is the source of this 2268-nucleotide messenger RNA. The record is from the annotation of a GenBank genome assembly. NCBI's taxonomy places the organism in Eukaryota, Metazoa, Platyhelminthes, Cestoda, Cyclophyllidea, Mesocestoididae.